UCUGAAGGGCCCACGCCGACACUGUCAUCCCAGCCCCAAGCGACCAUGCUUCCGAAGGGGAUAUACGAGAUCUAUCUUCUGGGGACCAGGUUUCUCAAAGCUUGCGGCCAGGCUCCUUACAAACCCGGUGGACCGGGCCUCAUACGGUCGUCCUUACCACCCCAACUGCUGCGAAACUGUUGGGGCACUCUGCAUGGGUACAUAUUAACAAUCUCAAACAGGCACCCACAGAUACUGAUUGAACUUCCCAGAUGGCAGGCCCCACCAAACUCCGCUUGGUCAGGGCCCCUUCUCAUAUUCCUUCUAAUCCAGACAAACCAGGCGGCCAUGAAGUCUAGCUGCAUGAGGGGUUCAGGUACCUCUCGCUAUUUUUUGGCCUUUACUUAUAUGCCUGCAACCUGCUACCGGGGAAAGGAACCAACAACCUGUACAUAUGACCAGAAAACCUAUUGGGUCUCUGACCUUGUGACAGCCAAACGCGGUAUUGCCCCCUGCAACAUCUACCCCAGGUAUGGAAAAGUUUGCUGGACCUAUCUGGGUCAUGUCGGUCUCUCUGGCGGGGGAGGGGGGGUCCAGGACCAGGCUAGCCGUGAACGCACUAAAACAGCGGUCACGGACCUGACCAAACGACUCUAAACCCUCAGCGACCGGGUCUAUAAGGGCAUCAAUCUUGGUAGCAUACAAAAAGUCCCUACCACCGAAUAACUGACAGUGGCCCUCCUGAACUCUAGUUACAACCUAUGGCAAAAUGUGUCGAAGAACGGUGACAGUGACUGCUGGAUCUGUUUCCCUUUUUCAACACGUUCCAACAUUGUAGGGGUACCCCUCCCUAUUGACUGGCCACUCCCCAACUCCACGGCCACAAAUAAUACGGUCCAUAUCGGCCCCAUCAGGGGAAACAUACCUAUUAUUAAUGUGUCCUCCCCCCUUACCACCGCAGCUGCCAACAUCACUAACUCCUCCCUCCCGUACUGUACUCCCUCGGGAAUAUUUCUCUCGUGCCCUCAGGAAACCUAUCGCUGCCUGACCACUAAUGACUCCCUAGGCUGUAUAUUCAUUCUACUAUCUCAUUCUACCACCAUCUACUCUGAAUCCCAGCUGUAAUCCAUCCUAUUCCCCCAACACCGUGGAGGAAGGGCUGCCUCCCUCCCAUUCAUAAUAGGGUCAGGAAUAGCUACAGGGGUGGCAACCGGAACAGCGGGGAUAGGAACUUCCAUAGACUUUUAUUGCAAACUCUCCCAAGCCCUGAAUGAUGACAUGGAACGGGUUGCUGACUCCCUCACCGCCCUACAGACACAAGUUACCAGCCUGGCGGCCUUAGCUCUACAGAACCGACGGGCCUUAGACCUUCUGACCGCCGAAAAAGGGGGGACCUGCCUAUACUUAAAUGAAGAAUGUUGUUACUUUGUUAACCAAUCAGGUAUAGUUACCUCCAGGAUUAAAGAACUCAGGGAUCAGAUUCAAGCAUGGCGGCGAGACACGUCCUCCUGGGGCCUGGACCCCUACCCCUGGGUAACCUGGCUACUCCCUCUGGCGGGACCUGUAUGCAUAAUCCUCCUUCUAGUCUCGGUUGCUCCCUGUCUUUUCCGAUGCUUGCAGGGUCGCCUACAAGAACUUGCCCGACUGUCCGUCAAUCAACUCCUCCUCCAGCCCUACUCUCGCCUGCCCACUUCCGACUACCCCUUUGAUGACACCCCCCCCCCCCCCCCCCCCCCCGUCAGCAGGAAGUAG
Messenger RNA from Lutra lutra (Eurasian river otter), 1731 nucleotides. It is a transcript of the gene ERVFRD-1, whose product is annotated as endogenous retrovirus group FRD member 1, envelope. NCBI's taxonomy places the organism in Eukaryota, Metazoa, Chordata, Mammalia, Carnivora, Mustelidae. The record is from RefSeq and is a predicted model, not a curated record.